AUGAAGUACGCUAUAAUUUCUGCUUUGUUUGUCACCGCCAACACUUUAGUUGCAAAUGCACAAGGGUACAACUCUUCAGACACAUUGUACGCACAGUUUUCUAACGAUACGAACUCAUCCAUAAAUGGGGGAUAUAAUACCACAAAUGGGACCAUCAACAGCACUGCCUCCUGGCCCGUAGAAGCACAGCAGAAGAAGAUAGAUGUUGCAGCUGUAUAUGACGUUGGUGGUUGGAAUGGAUCAUUGUAUCGUUCCAAUAGAAGUGUGGUUGCCGAUUAUCAACCUGUUAGAAAGCAGGAUGCUGUCAUUUCCCAGAUCAGCGAUGGUCAAAUCCAAGCAACUGCUUCAGUAUCCACAUCUGUUACGGACAAUAAUUUUAUUCCAAGCAACUCUACAUAUAUUUCUUCUUAUGAGGGUGCUGGUGUAAGAAUGGAACCUAAAAAUGUCGGUUGCAUUUUUGGUUUAGCGGCUUUGUUAUUUUUAUAA
Messenger RNA from Saccharomyces mikatae IFO 1815, 486 nucleotides. RefSeq names its product Ans1p (gene ANS1). Bases 1 to 486 code for a protein of 161 amino acids. The record is from RefSeq and is a predicted model, not a curated record. Gene Ontology annotation, cellular component: cell wall. Gene Ontology annotation, molecular function: structural constituent of cell wall. Lineage: Eukaryota; Fungi; Ascomycota; Saccharomycetes; Saccharomycetales; Saccharomycetaceae. The transcript has a single exon.